This is a messenger RNA of Aspergillus luchuensis, 828 nucleotides long. RefSeq lists its product as uncharacterized. Lineage: Eukaryota; Fungi; Ascomycota; Eurotiomycetes; Eurotiales; Aspergillaceae. The record is from RefSeq and is a predicted model, not a curated record. The transcript is spliced from 2 exons. Bases 1 to 828 code for a protein of 275 amino acids.
AUGUCGUUAGACCUUGCUAAGUGGGAGCUCCCUGGAGACAGCCCAAGCCAACAAGUGCCAGUAGCGCUCCUCCUAGCUGCGGCUUUUUUCGGGCUUCUUUUAGCUGUGUAUACCCACGCGUAUGUCUUCGCAACACCGAUCGCGACUCAAAUACCCAAUCCUAGGUUGAAUUCAUCACUCUCGCGCCAGCAUUUUAGAGGUCUUCCCAUCUUCGUUUUCCAUCGGCUGGCCAAGAUCUGUGUGGUAUCUAUGUUCCCUAUGAAGGACUUUAGUCCACUGAAGUACGGUUUUCUCAACUUAACAGUCGAAUUACUCCUUUCAUACCUGAGAGUAGCCAAUGUGCUCACAAUUCUGCGUCAACAUUCGAAGACCCUUCCUUACUCAUGUCGCAUUCCAACGUGGUCAAUGUGGUCGAAGGCCUUCACAUCAAUCUUACUGUAUAGCACCGCCUCAAGUGUAUGCUUUUAUCUGCCUAUCUACUUGAUCCAAUUGGCUGGUUCUUUAGAUGAGCGGCUGGGGGUCUCAGAAACGGUGCAGUUUAUCAGUCUUCUGGGCACUAUUAUGGUUCUUUACUUUGGAUUGGUUGUUCCGACAUAUGCAAUCUUCAUUCGAGUCGCUGCCUCUGCCCAAAGGGGUGAGUCGAUGACUAUCAGAGGCGCCUGGCAAGGGUUCUCGUGGUCAUCUCGGGUACACUUUUACCAAUUACUUGGCGUGGUUCUGUUCCUGGAAGCAGGUGUCACAGUCGUUAUAGUUUUGUCUGUGUUCGCUUUGUGUCAUCCUACUGUGCAUGAUGAUGUUUUUCAGCUUUUUGUUAGAUACUUUGGGUAG